CUUAGCUCAGAAUCUAAUGUCUAUGGCUGAAGGGGAGACUCAUGGUGACCCAGAGACUGGAGGGAUUGAAAGAACUUUAGCUGACCCGAAGCUUGAAUUCGCUCUUGCGUGCAAGGAUCUCCUGUCUGCUGCUCGUGAUCGAAAGCUGAAUACGUUUGUGCAGGUCUCAGUGGCACAUCCUACAGAGCAAAGUUUAACCAGAUAUGCGAACACCGAAGUAGUAGAGGGAACAAGAGACCCACUGUUUUUGACUGGUGUGACGUUUCCCUCGGAGUAUCCCAUCUAUGAGGAAACCAAAAUAAAACUAACGGUGUAUGAUGUCAAGGAGAAGUCUCAAGAAACCGUACUUCCAGAAACCACUGAGCCAAGAACAAACACUGGGAAAAGUCUCCUGGGCUGCAGCACUUUUCAAGUAAAAGAUCUGACAAAAUCAAAGGAGCAACAGCUGUCUCUUAAUCUCAAAACCUUAAAUGGUGGAAAGAAGAUUGGUAAUAUUGAAGUUAGUCUGAUGAAGAUGGGGGAGAUACAGAAUGGUGAAGCAGACCACAUCACGACAGACACACAAGGACAAAAGUGUGCUUUAGUUUGUGAAUGCUCAUCGCCCGAAGUUAUCAGUGGGAAGGACAAUCUACCUUUGUUUAAUACAGUGCUAAAGAAUCCCAUCUAUAAGUUUUAUAGAUUCCCUUCAUCUGACAGCAAGUGGAUAUGUGUCCGGGAGCAGAUGUCAGAGAGUAGUAUGUCUUUUCAUAUCCCAAAGCAACUGCUUACUCUCUACUUAAAAGAAGACACCAGAAGAAUUGAAGAGCUGAAAGAGUUGGGUGAUUUGUCACCUCACUGGGACAACUUGCGUCGAAGCGUCAUCACCCAUUAUGAGGAAAUGGUGUCGGUCUACCAAGAAAACCUUGCAGAGUUAGAGAAAUACACAGGGCCUUCUUUCAAAUCCAGCUGUAGUAAAGGCGAAAAAAGUUUAGAGUUUGUUCCAAUUAAUCUACAUUUGCAAAGAAUGCGUGUGCACAGUCAAAAGUUGAAAGAUGCCCUGUAUGAUGUCAUAACCAUUGGUGCCCCUGCAGCACACUCUCAGGGAUUUAAGAAUGGGGGUCUCAGAAGAUUGCUUAGUAGAUUUGAGACAGAAAAGAAAAACACUGGGUACCAAUGUAUUUACUAUUCACCUGAGAAAACAGCCAAGGCAAAGGAAAUUCUUAGUAGUAUUCAUCACCUUCAACCUCUUAUGUCAAGCCAUACAGACCUCCUGCUUAAUUCAGCCAGACAGCACUCUGCGGAAAGUCUAAAGAGUUCUUUAAAGAUUCUCACAGAAACGACAGAGUUAUUUGUUCAUUCAUUUAAGGACCAAUUAGUGAGCAAUGCUCUUUUGGCUUUAUACACAGCCAGACCGGGUUGUGCCAAUAAGAAACUUACAGAGCCACAAAACGACACAGAUACAAAUGAGUCACAGGACCAAGAACAUGCACACCAAAUAACACGGCAAGAUUCGAUACCUCACCAUUCCGAAUAUGAUGAAGAAGAAUGGGAUAGGGUGUGGGCCAACGUAGGGAAGAGUUUACACUGCAUUAUUGCUAUGACGGACAGACUACUUGAACAAAGCAACAGCACAAAUGGGGACAGAACGGAUGCUUCUGCUUCGGAUCUCAUCACAUCGCACAUAAAUGACGACUGGCACGAACAGCUAUACCCUCUGAUAAUUACACUGAAAGACUGCGUGGAAGAAGUGGUUGAUAGAGCAAAGAAAUCAAUGACGUUUGUGGUUUUUCAAGAGUUGGCAUGUGGUUUGCCACAGUGCUUGAGGCUCACCUUUAGACGAGACAUGGUUUUCAGCCAAGCUCUUUCUGGGUUAGUCUGUGGAUUUCUAAUCAAGCUACAUUCAAGUUUACACAGUCAAAGCUUUUUACAGCAGCUUCAUACCGUGGGCUUACUUGUGCAAUAUGAGGGUCUGCUGAGCACAUACAGUGAAGAAGUUGGAAUGCUGGAAGAUAUGGCUGUCGGUAUUUCAGAUUUAAGGCAUGUUUCGUUUAAGAUAACAGAAGCCACAUCUGAUGAUUAUCUGCCUGUUCUUACAGGAAGACGUGAGCACUAUGUGGUGGAGGUCAAACUUCCCACUAAAAUGUUUGAGCUGCUACCACAAGGAAUUAAAGAUGGCAAGCUUCUCUGUGUUUACCCAGUAUUUUUUAAUGUUGGAAUUAACGAACAGCAAACAAUUGCAGAAAGGUUUGGAGACACCUCUUUGCAAGAAAGCAUUAAUCAAGAGAAUGUUGAACAUUUAAACGAAUAUUAUAGGCUGUGUGUAGAUAAAGCAGCUCCAGACUGUCUUCAGUUAUUCCAAGAACAAAAUGACUUGAAAGAGCUUCUUGAAAACCUUCACCAAAACACUCAAGCCAAAAAGAGGAAAAAUGUUGAAAUCAUGUGGUUAGCAGCUACUAUUUGCCGUAAAAUGAAUGGCGUUCGAUUCACCUGUUGCAAAAGUGCCAAGGACAGAACAUCCAUGUCGGUGACAUUGGAGCAAUGCUCAAUUCUUAGAGAUGAACAUGAUCUCCAUAAAGAAUUCUUUGUCCGAGCCCUUGACUGUAUGAGAAGAGAAGGAUGUCGCAUAGAGAAUGUGCUGAAGAAUAUGAAUUGCAGGAAAUAUGCAUUCAACAUGAUACAGCUGCUGACUUUCCCAAAGUACUACAGACCUCCUGAUGGGACAUACGGAAAAAUUCAUAAUUAAAUCAUAGGACAUGGUUACAUAUUGUCACAAGUAGUGGGCUAUAUUUUAUGGACAAUACAACAUAUUACCAAUGUUUCACAGUAGCUAAACCAAAAUUAUUAAAGUAUAGAUUUUAUCCUAUUGCAGUUCAGAAAGAGUUACAUUUAGAUAUUUGCCUAGUAAAUUAUUGCUUAAGUUUACAUUUCUUCUUAAAGCAAGAAAAUUAUAUUGUAGUUAUUAGUAAUUGUUAGUAAUUAAUAUUAAUGGUAAUUUUAGUUCUACUACUUAUUUAGGGGUAAGACAGGACAGCAAACAUUGUUUAUAACAUCAUAUGCAUUCAGUGAAUAGCACAAUACCAAUUGGCAACCAACUGUAUUCCUAACAUUUACUACACAGUUCUUAAAGUGGACCUGUCGUGGCUGAGAUAAUUGAACAUAGCAAAAGAUAAAUAAAUA
Molecule: messenger RNA, 3156 nt
Organism: Pelobates fuscus (common spadefoot toad)
Lineage: Eukaryota; Metazoa; Chordata; Amphibia; Anura; Pelobatidae
Gene: INPP4B
Product: inositol polyphosphate-4-phosphatase type II B
Exons: 23
Coding region: 17-2722 (901 amino acids)
Cellular component (GO): cytoplasm
Molecular function (GO): phosphatidylinositol-3,4-bisphosphate 4-phosphatase activity
Source: RefSeq, a predicted model, not a curated record